AAAAAAAAAAAAAAAAAAAAACUUAAUAUAUAAUCUUAUAUCAUAAGUAUUUGGAUUAGAGUACCAUUAAGAAAUAUAAUAUGAACCAGAAAUACAUCCAAAGCUGAAGGAAAUUGAUUGCUAAUCCCCCAGACCGACGAGUCACGUGCAUCCAACAUUGACAUCUUUGGCUUCGACUUUCUCUUUCUUCAAUAUUCCAAACAAUACAAACUCGUUAAUAUGGCGGCUAUCGAAUCCAACACCAAACAAACAUACCCAUCACCAGCAGCAGAACUUGCAGCUGCAAUCAACGAUGGCAAAACACACCUACUCCUAGCCGCAAGCGGUUCCGUCGCGGUAAUCAAAUUGCCCCUCAUCAUAUCCUCACUUCAAGACUAUCCGAAUCUCUCAAUCCGCAUCAUCCUCACCAAGUCUGCAACCCACUUCCUCGCAGGCCAGUCCCCAGAACAACCAACAGUGGCCUCAUUAAGCUCACUCCCGAAUGUCGAUUCCGUCUACCAAGACGAAGACGAAUGGGUGGAGCCAUGGACAAGAGAAGCAAAGAUCCUCCAUAUCGAGGCACGCCGUUGGGCGCACUUACUCGCGGUUAUCCCCAUGUCCGCCAAUCUCCUGGCUAAGAUCACAGGGGGGAUUUGCGAUAAUCUUCUGACGAAUGUGAUUCGCGCCUGGGAUGUCGACCCUUUGAAUCCGAGGAAACGUAAGAUUCUUGUUGCGCCGUCGAUGAAUACGAUGAUGUGGAUUCAUCCUUUGACUGCAAAGCAACUGGGUAUACUUGAGGAAUGGGAUUGGUUUGAGGUUCUGCCUGCGCAGGUGAAGACUUUGGCCUGUGGUGAUACCGGGCAGGGUGGAAUGUGCGAUUGGAAUGAGGUUGUUUCUGUGAUUAAGCAGCGGCUGAGUGUUACUGGUCCGUAAAUUAGGCGUUUAACAUGAUGUUCAGCCACUAUCUACGUUGAAUGAUUGUAUGAUAUGUUACUAUAAUAAUUCCUGUACAGUUCCACGCCACCCAACAUGAUAGUAUCCUUACUUUUGAUAUGGCUGGGUAGAAGAGUACCCAAAGUCCCCAGGCUUCAAGAUCUUUGAUAUGCCGUUAUUAAUAACAUGGGACUCGAGAAUCGACACUCCUCAACCUGUCCAUCCAGCCUGGUUGAUAAUGCACCCAAAAAACACUGGCUCUCGACGAUUCUUCCAAACUACCAGAAAGCAGCAGCCUAGAAGCAGCCACUCAAGCCCAGUCGAACGACAAAACAAUAAAUAUCAACUGUUAGCCAA
Messenger RNA from Aspergillus wentii DTO 134E9, 1269 nucleotides. RefSeq names its product putative flavoprotein. Gene Ontology annotation, molecular function: phosphopantothenoylcysteine decarboxylase activity; FMN binding. The transcript has a single exon. NCBI's taxonomy places the organism in Eukaryota, Fungi, Ascomycota, Eurotiomycetes, Eurotiales, Aspergillaceae. Bases 220 to 912 code for a protein of 230 amino acids. The record is from RefSeq and is a predicted model, not a curated record. Gene Ontology annotation, cellular component: phosphopantothenoylcysteine decarboxylase complex. Gene Ontology annotation, biological process: coenzyme A biosynthetic process.